GGUCUCGCAGCAGCCAGCACGUCAGACACGCAGCUGCUGUUUCCUGUGUCCAGGCAUCCGCUCAGUUUUAUCUCCACGGUAACAGCAACCGCAUGAUGUCACCCCACGUCUACCGUCGCCGUAACGGCCGCGAGUACCGCAGUAUGCGAGCGCCGACUGCCGUCUAGAGUCUCCGCGCAUGGAUCCGUCAGCGCCCCUCCCCUUCUACGCUCACUCCGGAGAUCGGCCAUGUUGCCUCUCGCGCUUGUUCCGGUAUCAGGCACGAGCGUUUGAGCAGCUCGGCCGCAGUACACCACCGAUCCGCCUCCUCUGAAACCCGUUUCACCCCAGCCCCGAGGCCAAUCAUGGAUUGUACUACCUGACUCUGGAUGUUUGUUUUCGGACGCGAGCCCUCAGACGUUUCCUUUCAUUCAAGAACCGUUUGUCACCGGGAUCCAGUGAGUGGCGGAAGACGGUUUCGUGGAUCAUGAGGGUUUUUCGGGAUUGAUCUUUUCUUUUUUUUUCUUUUUUUUUGGAAACCUACCUUACGUUUGCUAGUCUUUCGUUAUUAACGUAACUGUUGGCCCUCACGGUUGUUUCUUUACAUCCGUGUUCAGUCUUGCGCCGUUUGUUUCGUUUACGGAUGAGGGUUUUCACCUUUUGUUGACACUUGUUUUUGAAGGUCGGUAAAAUUGUGAUUUUUGGUUGACCUAACAUUUGAUAUCGCUCGCAGAGUGACCCUUUUCAUGUUUUUGGCUGAUUUAAGACCUGAGAGGAUAUGAAUUGUUUUUAAACUCUUAUUCGGUUGGGAAGCAGAUUUAAAUUUCUUAAGUGAGCAACGUCUCACGAGAAGACUUAAAAUCCUUCAUAAAUCCUCCUCAAGGACCUGCCCUUUAUUUUCAACUGGAGACUUCAAAACAAGUUUUUUGUUUAUCUCCACACAUGGACUGAUGUUGGGCUUCAACUUGUUGAUCUCUGUCUGCGUGGCUAGUUCAGGCUAGCUAGCAACACGGAUCACUUCUGUCAGCUCAGACAAAUAGCCUCAAACGACAAGCUUAUAAAUGCCUGUCAACCACUGAAUACAAUCUUCCAUUUAUAUUUGUUCCUUUGGCCCUGUGUUUGAGAAUCCCUGGGAGAAAAUGUCAACCCGGCCUCAAGGAGCAGGUGUUAUUGAGAAUUCAUCCAGCCAGACCCACACUGAUGCCAAAGGAGGAGGGCGUUCCAGUGUGUCACGUAGUCGGAAUGUGGCACCGACUGUGGAUGAAAGCCCCCACAUAGGAAAUUACAGACUGCUGAAGACCAUCGGCAAGGGCAACUUUGCCAAGGUUAAACUGGCCCGACAUGUCCUCACUUCUAAAGAGGUAGCAGUGAAAAUCAUAGACAAGACACAACUCAACUCUUCUAGUCUUCAGAAACUCUACCGAGAAGUGAGACUCAUGAAGUUUCUGAAUCACCCAAACAUUGUGAAGUUAUUUGAGGUGAUUGAUACAGAGAAGACGCUGUAUUUAGUAAUGGAAUAUGCCAGUGGAGGCGAGGUUUUUGAUUACCUUGUUGCUCACGGGAGGAUGAAAGAAAAGGAAGCGCGUGCCAAAUUUAGACAGAUUGUCUCAGCUGUGCAGUAUUGCCAUCAAAAGUGUAUAGUACACAGAGAUCUCAAGGCUGAGAAUCUUUUACUGGAUGCUGACAUGAACAUAAAGAUCGCUGACUUUGGUUUUAGUAAUGAGUUUACGAUGGGCAAUAAAUUGGACACGUUUUGUGGGAGCCCACCGUAUGCCGCCCCUGAACUCUUCCAGGGCAAAAAGUAUGAUGGUCCAGAGGUGGAUGUGUGGAGUCUCGGGGUCAUACUUUACACACUGGUCAGUGGCUCGCUGCCUUUCGAUGGACAGAACCUGAAGGAGUUGCGAGAGCGUGUGUUAAGAGGGAAGUAUAGGAUUCCUUUCUAUAUGUCCACAGACUGUGAGAACCUGCUGAAGAAGUUUCUCAUCCUCAAUCCUACCAAGAGGGGAAGUUUGGAGCAGAUCAUGAAGGAUCGCUGGAUGAAUGUAGGUCAUGAAGAUGAUGAGCUGAAGCCUUACAUUGAGCCCCAACCCGACUACAAAGACCCCAGGAGAACAGACAUAAUGAUUCAGAUGGGUUUCAGUCAAGAGGAAAUAGAGGAAUCUUUCGUCAAACAAAAAUACGAUGAAGUCAUGGCAACCUACCUGCUGCUUGACUAUAGGAAUUCAGAGCUCGACGAGGGUGUCAACUUGUCGCUAAAGCCACGCCCAGGAAAUGACCUCACUAACAGCAAUGGCCCUUCUCCACCUCAUAUGGUACAGCGCAGUGUUUCAUCCACUCAGAAACCUGUCAGAAGACCAACAGAUCAGGGCUCAUACUCGAAACGGUCUCAGGGAGAAAACAAGCAUGGAGUGGAGGAUUCUGGGAGGAAAGGUUCAAGUAGCUCUACCAAAGUUCCCCCCAGUCCAGCUAUCUCCAGUGAACGCAAAAAGAGUUCCACUCCCUCUGCUAAUAGUAUCCUGUCCACGGGCACGAGCCGCAGCAGAAAUUCCCCCGUAUCUGAAAGAGCCACUCUGGGAGUGCAAAACGGCAAGGACAGCCUAAACACCCCCGGGUCCCGCGCCUCCACGGCCUCGGCCGGCGCCGUGCUCUCCUCAUCUUCCUCUUCCUCACGCACCCGCCAUCACAAGUCCCUCUCCACCUCCGCCCAUCCUUGCCCCGCAGACCUGCACUCACACCGGCCCAGUGAGCAGAGGGCACCUGGUGCAUCCCCGUCAGCCCACAAUAUCAGCAGCGCAGCUGGGACAGACCGUACCAAUUUCCCUAGAGGGGUGCCCACCCGCAACACCUUCCACCUCGGCCAGCAGCGGGGCGCACGGGACCAACAGGCUUCUCCUUACCAUGGAGCCCCCGCCUCACCUUCCCUGUCCCACGGAAACAGCCAACAACGACGGCCUGGGGCUUCCGGCAUCUUCAGCAGGUUCACCUCCAAGUUUGUGCGCAGAUCUAUGCUCAGCAGUGCAGAGAAGUCGGAGAAGACCAGCGUAGGGCCGGAAGACGACAACAAAGACUCUUCUUUCUCCCCGGAGGGCGUGUCCUCAGUUAAAGACCAGGUGAAGCCUCGCUCCCUCCGCUUCACCUGGAACAUGAAGACCACAUCUGCCUUGGAGCCCAGUGAGAUGAUGAAGGAGAUUCGGAAGGUUCUUGACGCCAACAGCUGCGAGUACGAGCUGCGCGAGCCAUUCAUGCUACUGUGCGUGGCUGGUAGCCCCGUCCGUGACGACUUCGUCCAAUGGGAGAUGGAGGUGUGCAAGCUGCCCCGCCUCUCACUUAAUGGUGUGCGCUUCAAGAGGAUAUCCGGAACGUCUAUUGCCUUCAAAAACAUCGCCUCCAAAAUCUCCAAUGAGCUGAAACUUUGAGAGGAAAAGGAGAUGAGAAAAUGCAAGUGAAAAGUAGCAUGGUAAAGAGUCUCUGAACAGGGAUGAGUGAGGAUCGCAUUGCUCAAACACAGCCUGCUGGUAUGGGUAGGUGUAGAGAGAGAUAUAAGAUCAGAUUCAAUUAGCACACUGGCCCUUCAUUCCUGCUCAGUUUUGGAAGAGUAUUCUCUGCAGGUUCUUGGUUCAUUGGCCUAAAUGUGUUCAAUUCAGAAAGGCGCCAAGUCACGACGGGGUUUGUUUCUGCAGAAAAUGAAUUUUGAACUAAUUUCGGUCUCUUCGUACACUCACACACAUAUGCACCUGUUGCCUAUUGAAAUGGACAGAGCUUAAAAAGCCAAACUUGAAAGAGGUGUGGCCAUUGACUUGAGAAACUAAAGUAUUCACAGGGUGGAGGUGGGCAGUUUGGGACUGAUGUUUGUGCCCCCUUUUAUUUCUUCCUCUUAUUCUGUCGACAGGGUCAGAACUUGAUCAACAUUGAGAGGACUGUAAAUUCUGGUUAAGGUGAUUUUAAUUCUCAAUCGGCUGGGUUUAGAUCUGCUGCACUGGAAUGGGUGAAUUUCUGUUGCCUUUUUAUUUUCUUAUAGAAAUUAAAUGUUUCAUUGUUGUGUUUACCAAUGAUUAUGUUUUAAUAUUAUUCUUAGGAAAAACAAAUUAAUCUUUUUUUUUCUUUUUUUUUGUGCUCUCGUGUUAUUGAUUGUGCUAUGCCUUUGUAUAACAAAAUGUCUGAAAAAGCACCACCUGACCCUUUCACACUCUUGCCCCAUUUUGUUGCAAAGGAUUAUGGGCCAGCAAGUACUCUUCUCACACUUAAACCAACAAAGUCACUGGAAAAGACAUUAAAAGGACUCAAUUCAUGCAACUAAUCAUUCCCAUGCCAUUUUCAUGACUAAAGAACUGAUGUCAAGUUGUUCUUCUCUGCAUUUAAAACACAUUUCAUGAUUCAAGCCAAGAACUUUCCACCUCAGUCUCGUCUGCGGGUCAACUUUUUGGCAUUAAGCAUUUGAUGGUUCACUCUUUAUGAAAAUGUGUCGUGAUUGAAUGUGUAUGAGAGAUGGAGUGUCGUGUCUGAAUAACCAAAAGGCUUGCUUAGUUUCAUAUUCAAUGCAGAGACUAUUAAUAUGUAGCCUUGACACAAAAAGUAACUGCCAUGAAGAGUCAAAUAUUGGCGUUCUGUUAAUUCCAAUAUUUUGUUGGCAUUAUCUUUUCACUAUUGAAUUGUCAUUCUUGCACAAGCAGAUCAGUAAUUUGAGCAGACAGGAAUCAACCUGUAGAAUUGUCUGCAUAAAAGAGAAAAAGGUACACUCGUUCUGAGCUAGAGAGUCAGUGUGUUUCCAUGCAUUUCUGCUGAGCUGUACAUGCUUGCAUGCACCCUCUAGUUGACAUCAGGUGCACUGUCACCUCUGUUGUUGUGUAAAAAGGAAGGGGGUUAAGAUCAGAUCUCCUUAAAAAGUCUGUCACCAGUUUGGGGGACAGCUGUGCACAUGUGUGUUUUAUAUCUUCAUAGAAAAUGUACUUUGCUGUUCUCACAAACGAUCAUUUGUUGAAGGUGCUGGGGAUCCAAUUAUCUUAAGCAUUGUUUGUUUUUCUUCAGGGUUGAUUAUUUUUAUCCAUUCAAGUUUUUUGUUGCUGUAAUUUUAUUAUUUGUGUCAGACACUUUGCUGUUGGUUUAGGGGGGCUCGCAUAGAAUUUCCACAUAUGUUUUUUUUUUUUUUUUUUUUCUACUUUUUGUGCAAAGAUGAUUAUGAUCAAUGAUAGUAAUAAAACAAAUUCAAGCUCACUGUAUUAAACUGAUGCAUUAUGUUCUGACAUUUAAUAUACCUAUUUUUGGCAUCUCUGAAGGUAUGUUUGAUAGCUAUUCUCUUGAAAUACUUGCUUGUAAUUGGUGUAUAGUAAUAAUUGUGUCCUUACCAGGUGCCAGAAGUUAAUAUAGAUAUUUUUUAAUGUAGAUAUUUUUUGGUCCUAAACCAGGGCUUUCCAAUCUUUUAGAGGAACUAAAAGAAAGAAAAAAAGAAAUUGUACAAUCCGUGUAAUUCAUGCCAUGCUCACACACUUGGCAUGAAUAUCAUCUGUAACAAGUGACAAAAUUAAAAAAUAUAUAUAAACGUGGUGACAUUACUUUGGAAAGGUAUAUUAUAGAUGAUACAAGUUUCAACUCGAGGAAGCGUUUUUUCUGUCAAAUCUUAAUUAUUGCUCUGGUUACUAAUAUAUCCUCGGUUCCCUGAGAUAAAGGAAUGAGCAUCACAUCACUGACGCUUAUGGGGAAACUUCUGUUUACUCUGAUACUGAAGCCUGAUUUGCUCAUGUUCGUGUAACUGCACGAGCCAAUGGCUUUUCAACAUGCCGAAAGGGGAGGAGCCAACUGCUAUAUAAGUUCAGUCAGAAUCUUUAGAAUUUAGUGAAGUAUCCUUCACUUCAGAACAUUCAUUCAUGGAUUUGCGCUGCACAAUGUCUUCACACAAGGACAAGUGUGACAUCAUAUACCUCGGUAAAUAAGUACAAUUUAAAUACACGUCUCACACACUUCAAUGCACUUUGAAUGGAACAUAUACCUUAACUUAAAACUGGAAUCAUGGGGGAAUAUCCUGUGAUGUCUACUUCGCAGGGCACUUGCAUUCGAAUAGAACAAAUGUCUGAAGCAAUAAGAGAGACAUACAAAAUGUGUAGACGGGGUCGCGAGGACUGGAAUCGAGAAUCGCUGGCCUAUGCAAUGCUCAUUCCUUUAUCUCAGGGAACAAAGGUUGCGUUAAUAAUAGGAGCAUUCUCUUUCGAAUGGUCUUUCCUUCUGACUCUUAUGUGGAACACAUCCAAUAAUUUACUAUGAGUAAGUGCAGGACAAAGCCACAUCCCAAUUUUAAAAAUCUUGGAAAAGUAGACUUUGACGACCAGUCGGUGGCUGCACAAAUUUCACCAAUAGAAAUCCGACUGGACCACACCCCAGAUGAGGCCAUUCCUCUGGUGGAGUGGGCUCACACAACAAUAGGACACUGCAAGCCCGCUAAGAUGUGAGCCAGGGUUACAGCUGCUCUGAGCCCCUAAAUGGGCAGGAGAGCUCAUACACUCUAAGAGCCCAAACCAGGCAGAGUGAAUUAGGACCCUAGCUGGAAAAAUUUAUUUUUGUAUUUGUCUUUUCUUGCAUUAUUGAAAAAUGAUUUUCCUGUUAAGCUCUUCCUGUUUAUUUACACUGUAAAGCUUCUUUGACACAAUUAGUAAUGUAUAAAGCACUAUAAAAAAUAAAGAUGAGAUGGCUUGA
Molecule: messenger RNA, 6663 nt
Organism: Carassius gibelio (silver crucian carp)
Lineage: Eukaryota; Metazoa; Chordata; Actinopteri; Cypriniformes; Cyprinidae
Product: serine/threonine-protein kinase MARK2
Exons: 17
Coding region: 1119-3395 (758 amino acids)
Biological process (GO): protein phosphorylation; microtubule cytoskeleton organization; intracellular signal transduction
Cellular component (GO): cytoplasm
Molecular function (GO): protein serine/threonine kinase activity; tau-protein kinase activity; ATP binding
Source: RefSeq, a predicted model, not a curated record